AGCUGCACUGACUCUGGGACUGAGCUCUCUCUGUUGAGAUCUCUCCAAGCACGCCGACGCACAGCGAGGCGCUGGGGCUCCUUCCCCAACGUCUGAGAAUGUAGCAGGAUCCAAACUGCCUCCCGGAGAGACGCUCCGACAGGUCCUGCUCACCAUGCUGAUUCGCACCUGCUUCUUUUUUGCCUGCCUGCCCGUGGCGAGCCACGUCUGGGGACGAGGGGGACAAGGGUCGUCAGGCCGGCUGAAACUCACAGUCCUUUCAGAAGACAGGCUCCAGAUGAAAUGGAAAGAAACCGAAGGAAGCAUCAAUGGCUACAAAGUGCGGGUAAAGCCCAUGGCAGGGGACUCAGAGCAAGAAGUCAUGCUGAAAACAAAGACUCCCAAAGCCACGGUGGGGGGGCUGAGCCCUACCAAGGAAUACACGCUGCAGGUCUACGUGCUCAAUGGCUCCCAGGAAGCCUUAUUUGCCAAGAGGAAAUUUGUGAUAGAGGACCUUAAAAAUGCAUCCCAGACUAGAAAUAACCGAAGGAACUCAGGAGCUGCACCAGGAAAGAACCUCACCUCUGUGGGCAGCUCAACAGUGGAGCAGAGCCUGGGGAUGGAGACUGCUCCACCACCCUUGAGCACCGUCCUGACACAUCCAGCAAAGGACAGAGCUGAAAAGAAAAGGCACAAAGGGACUCAGCCCAAGGGCUCAGGAGAAACCAUGAGGAGCCAGCCCAGUGUUGGUGUGACACAAACACCACCACCAACCACAAAGUCAUCCCAGCGUGCCACUGCAAACACAGAGCGAGAGCCUCCAGGAAAAGAAAAACCCACGAGGGAUUCACUGAGGAGAGGUUCCCAGUUUCAGUGUGACACGUCUGCAAUGACCGAUAUUGUCCUGCUUGUGGAUGGAUCAUGGAGCAUUGGGCGCAGCAAUUUCAAGCUCAUUAAAGAGUUCCUGAGUGCUUUGAUUUCCCCAUUCAAUAUUGCCCAAGACAAGAUAAGAGUAGGGCUGUCCCAGUACAGCAGUGAUCCCCGCACAGAGUGGGAUCUGAGUGCUUAUGCUACGAGGGACCAGGUGCUGGAGGCAGUGAGGAACCUGCGGUACAAGGGUGGCAACACCUUCACAGGCCUGGCACUGACCCAUGUCCUGGAACAAAACCUGAAACCAGAUGCUGGUGCCCGGCUGGAAGCUGAGAAAUUGGUAAUCCUCCUGACUGAUGGAAAAUCCCAGGACGAUGCCAACCUGGCUGCUCAGACCUUGAAAAACAUGGGCAUAGAGAUAUUUGCUAUUGGGGUGAAGAACGCGGAUGAGGCUGAGCUGAAGCAGGUGGCCUCAGAGCCACUGGAGCUGACGGUGUACAACGUGCUGGACUUCCCCCUGCUCAGCUCCCUGGUUGGCAGGCUCACCCGGGUCCUCUGCACCAGGAUCAAAGAGAGGAGCAGCAAGGAGAGUGCAGGUAGAGCUGUGAAAGAUAUCCCUACAAAUACAGGUCCAGAGCUGAGCCCGACAGACCUUAAAAUAUCAGCUGUCACUUCUAAAAGCAUGCACUUGGCCUGGAGUCCUCCUCUGAGUCCACCAAAGAAGUACCGGGUUGUGUACUAUCCAUCAAAGGGCGGCACUCCCAAGGAGGUGCUUCUGGAUGGAGCCAUCUCCUCUCUGAGGCUUUCCAACCUGACCUCACACACGGAGUACCUGGUGUCAGUGUUUCCUGUUUAUGACACAGCCGUUGGGGAUGGGCUGAGAGGCGUCACCUCCACAUUGCCUCUGUCUGCCCCCCGCUCCCUGCGUGUCUCCGAGCUGAGCCACAACAGCAUCAGGCUGAGCUGGAAGGCAGCCCAGGGAGCCACGCAGUACCUGGUGCUCUGCUCUGCAGCCCCCGACGGAGCAGAGGACUAUACGACAGAGAUUAAGGUGGCUGAGCCCGAGGUCCUGCUGGACGGGCUGUCACCCAGCACUGAGUACUCCAUUGCAGUGUAUGCGUUGUAUGGGGAAGAUGCCAGUGAUCCAGCCAGCAUCCAGGAAACCACCUUGGCCUUGAGCCCUCCCAGGUACCUGAGCUUCUCAGAGCUCAGCCACUCAUCCGUGCGGGUCAGCUGGGAGCCAGCAUCACCGGCAGUGAAAGGUCAUCGCGUCACCUACAUGUCUAGCAGAGGGAGCAACACCGGGGAGGUUGAGGUUCCCGGCACUGCAAUGUCCACUGUCCUGAGACCAUUGUCCUCCCUCACCCAAUACUUCAUCAGUGUUCGAUCUAUGUAUGAUGAGGGUGACUCCUUUCCAAUCACUGGCAAUGUCACCACCUUGAAGGUCCCCCCGCCGCGGGCGCUGAAGGUUUCCGAGCUCUCUGAGAACAGCCUCCGGCUGCACUGGGAAGCUGUCGCUGCCUCUGAUGUGGUUGUCUAUCAGAUCAAGUGGAGCACAGCUGGUGGAGAGAAGCCUCAGGAGCUCUCCAUCGCUGGAAAUGCGGCAACUGCAGUCCUGCCAGGCUUGCAGAAGAACACAGACUACAAAAUAUCCAUCUGGGCCUACUACAAAGAUGGUGCUCGAAGUGACACAGUUUCCAUUCAGCACAGAACCACUUCUCGGAGCCCACCCACCAACCUCUUCAUAGACUCUGAGAGCCCCACCAGCCUCCAGAUCCAUUGGAAGCCCCCCGAGGGCCGCAUACAGCACUACAGAAUCACCUACAGUCCUGUUUCUGACCCCAGCACCCAGCAAACAAUCAUGGCUUCUGGGAAAAGCAGCAGUGUGACCUUGCAGCCACUGCUGCCCGAUCGAGCCUACAAGGUGACGGUUUCUGCCGUCCACUACACAGGAGAGAGUGAGAGCACAACUGCAACGGGUCGGACGGCUCCUGUGAUGUCUAAACUGCCUUCAAUACGAGGAUUUGUUCCGUCUAAGACAGAAGCCUGUCCCCCCAUCAGCUCUUCUGCAGGAUCCGUACGAGGAUUUGAUAUGAUGGAAGCGUUUGGCUUAGUAGAGAAGGAAUACGCCUCCAUUAAAGGAGUGGCUAUGGAGCCAUUCAUAUUCAGUGGCUCCCGCACCUUCACCCUGUUCAGAGACAUUCAGCUCACCCUGAGGACCAGCGAUGUCCACCUCUUUGCCAUCCCACCCGAGCACACCAUCAGCAUCCUCCUGCGCCUCCUACCUGACACCCCCAAGGAGCCCUUCGCUGUGUGGCAAAUAACCGACGAGGACUUCCAGCCCCUCCUUGGUGUUAACCUUGACCCCAGUAAGAAAACCUUGACCUAUUUCAAUCAUGACUACAAGGCUGAUUUGCAGGAAGUCUCCUUUGACCAGCAGGAAGUGAAGAAGAUAUUCUAUGGGAGCUUUCAUAAGGUGCACCUUGCAGUGAGCCUUUUCAAGAUCAAGCUCUAUCUGGACUGUAAAAAAAUAGCAGAGAGACCCAUCAACACUGUUGGCAGCAUCUCCACCGCUGGCUUCAUCAUGCUGGGAAAAGUGACGCGGACCAGAGGGCCCAGGAGUGGAUCAGCAUCGUUCCAGCUGCAGUCAUUGCAGGUUGUGUGCAACAGCUUAGGGGCGGAGGAGGACCGAUGCUGUGAUCUUCCUGCAUUGAGGGAUGAGGAGAGCUGCCCCACCAUAGCUCCUGCCUGCUCCUGCACUUCUGGCCGCCCGGGCUUGCCAGGUCCUCCAGGUCCCCCUGGCAGCCCUGGGAGGAGAGGACCACAAGGCGAGCAGGGGGAGCCGGGCCCCAAGGGUGAACCAGGCCCACCUGGAAAAGUGGGACCAGCAGGUCCUAGUGGCCAGCAAGGCUCCCCAGGUUCCCAAGGAAUCACAAUUCAGGGCCCUGUGGGACCACCAGGUAUUAAAGGAGAGAAAGGAGACACUGGAAGUCCUGGCAUGCAGGGCAUUCCUGGUGUGCAGGGAGCUCCAGGCAGAGAUGGUCUUCAAGGUGCAAAGGGGGUGAGGGGACUGGAAGGCACAGCUGGGCCCCCAGGACCUCCUGGACCAAGGGGUUUCCAAGGAGUGACAGGCUCCCGGGGCAGCAGUGGAGAGAAGGGACCUCCAGGUGAUGUUGGGCCAACAGGACUACCAGGUCCAAAAGGAGAAAGAGGAGAGAAAGGGGAACCACAGUCCUUGGCCACAAUUUACCAGCUCGUUAGCCAGGCUUGUGAGAGGAUGAUCCAGAGUCAUGUGUUGAAAUUUGACUCAUUCAUUCAUGAACAUGCAAGGAAGCCGGUUCCUGUUUGGGAAGGAAGACUGAAGCCAGGAGAGCCAGGGUCACCAGGUCCUCCAGGUCCUCCAGGGAGCAAUGGAGAAAAAGGAGAAAAUGGCCUCCCUGGUCAGACAGGAAAAGAUGGGUAUCCUGGAGAAAGAGGUGCCCCAGGACCCAAAGGAGAAAAAGGCAUGGCUGGAGCCAAUGAGGAAGGGAUCCAAGGACCCAGAGGAAGAACAGGCCCACCAGGAGAAGUUGUGCUGGGGAAACCAGGCCCAAAGGGCUACCCUGGGAACACCGGUCCUCAAGGUUUUCCUGGUGUCAGAGGACAGCCUGGGCAGCCCGGAUACUCAGGGGGCUGUGAUGUCUCUGGAUGCUAUGGGCCAGGUAGAAGAGAUUUCAUUCCCUGAUGGCCGAUGUGGAGGCAGCUGAGGACAGUUCUCUGCCCUGGAAAUCUCUGGGUAAAAGCUCCAAGAGAAGCAGCAACCCGAACAUCCAAUGUGUUUGUGCUUUUCUUAUUUCCCACCAUUUCUAUAUGGACAUAUCAAUCAAACGAAGCCAAUAUCAAAGCCACCAAAACAGCCUGAUGAGUCUCAGCCAUCCACUGUUUUUCAGUGCCGGACACCUGCAGUAUUCAAAUUCACAUUGUGUGUCCUACAGCAAGGCACACAGCCAGAGCUCCAGGCUGACAGACUCGUAAGAAAAAGAAAUAAUGCAUGGAAAUGCUCCGAAAUAACAGAUUUUUUGCCCAUU
Messenger RNA from Gallus gallus (chicken), 4916 nucleotides. RefSeq names its product collagen type XX alpha 1 chain (gene COL20A1). The transcript is spliced from 40 exons. Lineage: Eukaryota; Metazoa; Chordata; Aves; Galliformes; Phasianidae. The coding region runs from base 155 to 4573 and encodes 1472 amino acids. Gene Ontology annotation, molecular function: protein binding. The record is from RefSeq and is marked validated.